Molecule: messenger RNA, 3939 nt
Organism: Aspergillus thermomutatus
Lineage: Eukaryota; Fungi; Ascomycota; Eurotiomycetes; Eurotiales; Aspergillaceae
Exons: 3
Coding region: 1-3939 (1312 amino acids)
Biological process (GO): telomere capping; regulation of telomere maintenance via telomerase
Cellular component (GO): nuclear telomere cap complex; chromosome, telomeric region
Molecular function (GO): G-rich strand telomeric DNA binding; telomerase inhibitor activity
Source: RefSeq, a predicted model, not a curated record
AUGAACUCCCACGAACAAUCUCCGAUUUCUGAACCCCUGCGUUCGACUGCCAUAUCUAUUGCACAGAUUUCUCCAGAAGCCGAUCGGAUCUUUGAACGCUCAAUACACGCGAUCGUUACCCUGGUAUGGCCUUACUCGUCUUCGAAAAAAUCUUUCAGCCUUUUGUUAGCUGAGCCCGACUUUCGCCUCCGACGAAACAAUGGUCAAGUAAAAGUGGUCUUUUUUGGAUGUGCUGCAGAAGCUGUAGCCAAGUCUCAGGUUGGAAUUGGCGACCAUGUUUAUCUAGGCUUGGCUGGGUCAAAAUUCGUGGCCAGUGAGGCAGCAGCUCAGACGCCUGGAAAGUGUGUGCCUUGGGAUGUACACAUUGAUGAUCGCGUGCUACUUGAGAUCUGGCGCUCGUCCCAGCACUUCUCGACCGUGAAACUUGACCCUUCUACAGUUCCAACACAAGAGACAGAAGAUACGAUUGCGCCGCCAGCUAUACCCAUAGCUAAUGGACGUCUUGAUCGCGGCGAGUCUACUUCGGUUCCUAGACUCGAAGCUUGGAGAUCUCCUGCCUUCGUCGAGCGAACACGUACAUCGUUUGGUGGUCUCGUGGAUUCGGCCUAUGAUCCAUUCGCAGAAGAAGAUGGGUUUAUUCCUGGAAAAGGCCGGAAACGACCUCGAUUUAGUUUACGAGGCGCUGAUUGGCGUGUCAUUGACGAACCCGCAAGUCCUGGAGAGAAAGGGGUACCGGCAGAUUGGGCGUGGAUGUUUGAAGAAGAUGGAACUCACGAGGUCGAUAUUGGUGGAGAAGACCAUAUAAACAGUGCUGCACUACCUCAAGAGAUAUCCACAGCGACCGCUACGGUGCCGAAUGCUGCAGAAAGCGCCGAUACCGUCGCAGACGUGGACCAUGAAUCACUUGAUGUUGCUGUAACGAGCCCAGAACGAUUGACCGAACAGUCAACCAGGGCAAGUCCUCAAUUUGCUCAACCACUACGUGCGUCUGGGCUUGCCCAACACCUUGCCAGACGGAAUUUUACAGGUUCCGAUGUCCAAUAUCCAACAGACACGCCACGCCUGUAUCCUAUUCCUUCUCCCGGACUGCCGAUUCCAUCUCCACUAGUCACUACGUCGAGUAGUGUACAUGACUACUUUCCACCUGUUUCCUCCAAUAUGCAAAAACCGUUAGAUCAAUCCGCUGCAGAGAGAGAGGAAGUGGAGAUGACUGAAGAAGAAAACAACAUCAUAUCUAAGGUCCAGCCUGACGUUUCCACGAGACAAGAGCUGGAAGCGCUUGUUACGACUUCUCAGCAGGCCACUGCAAGGGAUCAAUCCGUUUUAGCGUCUCAAGAUGCUUUUAUCGAUUUGGAAGCAGGAGGUCAAAGGGGCAUGGAGGACACUUCAGCAGCCAACGCGAUGCUCUUUGAGGGUAGAGAAGCUGCGCGUCGCGAGGGAGAACUUGAGAAGCCAAUAUCCAUCGUCCCAGCGGUCUCCUUGGGUCAGUCAUCUGCGGAGAAGGGCGCCGAGGUCGCGAGUGGCGAUAUUAGGGAGGUCGUCGAGGAAGAAUCAGAACAAAGUGACCUUGAACAAGAGCGCAGAGAAGUUCAGGACGAAGAAAAUAAUGAAAGCAGCGAAGAUGAGUUGGAAGAACAGUCAGAAGAAGAGUUAGAAGAAGAGUCAUUUGAAGAGGAGGAAUCAGCUGAGGAAGAAGAAGAUGAAUUAGUCGAAGAGUAUGGAUAUGAGGAUGUUCAAAGACAACGAAAUGAACGUCCAACCGAAUCCUUCGGAGUCAAUGACUUUUACCAAGAUGAUACUAGGCGUUAUGGGGAUUCCGAGGUUGAGGAGAUUGCGGUUCUCACCAAAGGAGCGCUGGAAGACGACGAUGGCUCCGACACCGAAUCUAAAGCCUCUUCGGCUGCAGAACGACAUGCCGCUGAAGAAGAGGUUCAUAGCCAUAUUUUUGAAGACGAGAGCGGCGAAGACGAACACGAAGGCGAUUAUGAGGACGAAGAAACCUUCGAUGAAGAGGACCUCGAGGGUGGAGAUGAGCGGGAGGUAUUGGAUGAGGAGGAGGAAGAAGAAGAAGAAGAAGAAUCGGAGCUUGAAGACGAGCAAGAGGCGUACGAGAAUGACUAUGACCGUGUGGAAUCUGAAUCCGGUUUAGAUGCAGAUACAGAUUCCCCAGCCAGGCCGCAGAAAGUUGUUCAUCCAGAGGUCAUUGUCUUGGACAGCGACAGCGAAGACGAGCCUGCUGUCAGUGCUCCGAUCCAAGCUCAUACGGUAUCGGCUGCAAAUGCUGCUACGGCGAAUGAUGUAGAGUCGUCUGCAACAUCAGCUGAAGAGGAUGAGGUGUAUGACAGAAGCUCUGUUGGUUCGGAAGCAGAUGAAUGGCCCGAAGUCGAAGAUGAGCUGGCUGAGGAUGACCAAACCGGGGAUGACGAAGCGGAAGAAGAGUCUAUGCCGGAGGAGAUAGCUGCGCGCGAUAAUGGUGAAGAUGAACUCAUGGAGGAUGCGCCUUCAGAGGAGGAUUUUGUGGCAGAAGAGCGAAUGGAAGUCCUGUCGGAUGGCGAACAAAAUUCAGUGCAAGGCGAAGUCCAACCAGAAACUGAUAUUGAAAAGAUCUUUAUUUCCCGCACACAUAACGAGGUGCUACAGGCAACUUCGGGGGUACCACAAAACCCAGAGGGUCAGGACAUCGCCGAUCUUGGUGCCUCUGUCGCGCAAUCCGCACAAGUACCUUAUACCGAUUCUAGAUCUGGCCCGCGGCCUCAGGAUUUGGCAAUUGACCCCGAGUUGUAUCGAUUAGGUACUCGUGAGAAUGAAACUCACAACCCGGAGGCCGAUGCUCACGCUGAGCCAGGGCCGGAAGAGCCUGGCUUGGAGAAUGAGGGUAUCAGUGAGCCAUUCAACGAUGGCGCUGCUUCCCCACAACUAGUUGACGGUUUUGCAGAGCUUGCAUCUCGUGUCCAGGCGUCUUCAACCCAAGCUCAACAGCUUGUCACUCCGGAUGCUUCGCAAUUGACCGCUCCUCAUCAUCUUCCUACCGCCAUGUCAAUCGGUGACUUUCUACCGACACCCGAACAGACGCAGGAGUUAGCCCAAGGUUUCAGUUCCCAAUACGACGGUCAUGCCGAUGCUCUGGAACAAACGCCGUUGCACAUAUCCACCACAUCCAUAAAGACUGAUAUAUCGUCAACAAACGAGUAUAAUGUGCGAAUGACUUCGACUCUGGGCAGACAGCAACAGCAGACUCAGAGCGACGGAAUAUCUGUUCAUGAUGAAGAGUAUGUGAUGUCUUCCAUUGGAGACGAAACCCCAAGUGAAGUUCAUGAUUGGGGUGUUUCAGCACAGCCAUUGGAAAGAAUGCCCUCGGUUGUGAAUCGUCACCAUCCCGGUUUGCGCAGCAAAUAUUCUUACUUCGCUCCUCUUGCUACGCUUAUCGACCAUUACAAUUCGCUGACGGACACGAUCUCUGUUGUGUCCGAGGUUUCCCCAACCAGUCGGGCCACUUCAGGAAAGAAAGACUUUACGUUGACACUCCAGCUUACCGACCCAUCGAUGGCAGGCACCAUCAUUCCUGCACAAAUCUUUCGCCCUUAUAAAUCUGCACUUCCUUCCGUAGAAGAAGGCGACGCCAUAUUGCUUCGCAACUUCCAGGUCAAAAGCUUCAAUCACUCUAUGAUGCUCGUCAGCGUCGACACUAGCGCAUGGGCUGUGUUCCACAACUCCAGCAAAGAAGCGCAAAUUGCCGGACCUCCAGUCGAAUACGGCGAUGAGGAAAACGCAUACGCCACUGACCUACAACAAUGGUACCAUGAAGUUGGGAUUGCCAUGGUAGCGGAUUACCAGCUUCAAGCUUCGGUACAGACGGCUAGCAGAGAGGCAACACCUGUCGGUAGUGUUGCGCACAGCGACGCAGAGGCUCGAAACGAAGAAAAUCCCACCGGAGGAUAA